Penicillium cataractarum is the source of this 2649-nucleotide messenger RNA. RefSeq names its product M1 family metallopeptidase. The coding region runs from base 1 to 2649 and encodes 882 amino acids. Gene Ontology annotation, molecular function: peptide binding; metalloaminopeptidase activity; zinc ion binding. Gene Ontology annotation, biological process: proteolysis; peptide catabolic process. NCBI's taxonomy places the organism in Eukaryota, Fungi, Ascomycota, Eurotiomycetes, Eurotiales, Aspergillaceae. The record is from RefSeq and is a predicted model, not a curated record. The transcript has 12 exons. Gene Ontology annotation, cellular component: cytoplasm.
AUGAUGGCGUCCACCGACAGAGAGACUCUUCCUGACGUUGCCAAGCCUAUCAACUAUCAUGUUUCCCUCUUCGAUUUGCAGUUCAGUGGCUCGUGGGGCUACAAGGGUGUGGUGAAGGUCGACGCCAAAAUCACUCGUGCUACAAAGGAGGUCGUCCUGAACUCGAAGGAAAUCGAUGUGCAGAGUGCUGAGGUGCUAGGCAAGGAUGGAGCUUCAGUGGCCAAGACCACCGACAUCAGCUACGAUAAGAAGUCAGAGCGUGUGACUCUGAAGUUCGCCGAGGAACUAACUCCAUCGGAUGUUGUGCUGUCCAUCAACUUCACCGGAACCAUGAACAACGCCAUGGCUGGUUUCUACCGCUCCAAGUACAAGCCUGUCGGUGAGCCCGCUGCCGAUACUCCCAAGGAAGGAGAUUUCUACUAUAUGCUUAGCACUCAGUUCGAGUCCUGCGAUGCUCGCCGGGCCUUCCCUUGCUUCGACGAGCCGAACUUGAAGGCCACCUUCGACUUUGAGAUUGAAAUCCCCAAGGGCCAAACGGCGCUUAGCAACAUGCCUGUUAAGUCCGAGCGGGAAGGUAGCAACUCCGGCCUCAAAUUCGUCACCUUUGAGAAGACCCCCGUCAUGAGCACUUACCUCCUGGCGUGGGCCAUUGGUGACUUCGAAUAUGUCGAGGCGAUGACCGAGCGCAAGUACCAGGGAAAGAGCAUUCCCGUGCGUGUCUACACUACUCGUGGUCUUAAGGACCAGGCCCGCUUUGCACUUGAAUGUGCCCACCGGACCGUUGACUAUUUCUCGGAGAUCUUCGAGAUUGAAUACCCUCUGCCCAAGGCUGAUCUCUUGGCAGUGCACGAGUUUGCCAUGGGAGCCAUGGAGAACUGGGGUCUCGUGACCUACCGGACGACUGCCGUUCUUUUCGAUGAGGGCAAAUCGGACAACCGGUAUAAGAACCGUAUUGCCUAUGUCGUUGCGCACGAGUUGGCCCAUCAGUGGUUCGGCAACCUCGUCACCAUGGACUGGUGGAAUGAGCUUUGGCUCAACGAGGGCUUCGCCACUUGGGUUGGUUGGUUGGCUGUCGACCACUUCUAUCCUGACUGGAACAUCUGGUCUCAGUUCGUUGCUGAGGGUGUCCAACAAGCUUUCCACCUCGACUCGCUCCGUGCUUCUCACCCCAUUGAGGUCCCCGUCCGAAAUGCUCUCGAGGUGGACCAGAUCUUUGAUCACAUCAGUUACCUGAAGGGUAGCUCUGUUAUUCGCAUGCUUAGUGUCCACCUUGGCCGCGAGACCUUCCUUCGCGGUGUGGCUGACUACCUCAAGUCUCACGCAUAUGGCAACGCCACUACUAACGAUCUGUGGUCUGCUUUGAGCAAGGCUUCCGGUCAGGACGUGCACAAGUUCAUGGACCCCUGGAUUCGCAAGAUCGGGUUCCCCGUUGUGACCGUUGCCGAGGAGCCCGGUCAGGUCAGCGUCCGUCAAAGCCGAUUCCUGUCCACUGGUGAUGCCAAGCCUGAGGAGGAUGAGACCACUUGGUGGAUUCCUCUCGGUAUCAAGUCCGGCGAGAACCUGGCUACCGUGGACACCCGGGCUCUCACUCAGAAAUCUGACACCGUGGGAGACAUCGGCGCCGACGGCUUCUACAAGAUAAACAAGGAUCUGGCUGGAUUCUACCGCACCAACUACCCCCCUGCGCGUUUGGAAAAGCUGGGUCAGUCUCUUGAUCUCCUAAGCACCGAGGACAAGAUUGGUCUGCUUGGUGAUGCGACUGCCCUUGCUGUCUCUGGCGAUGGCAACACUCCCGCCUUGCUGUCUCUCCUCGAGGGUUUCAAGGGAGAGGAAAACUACCUGGUUUGGUCCCAGGUGUCUUCCUCCCUCGCCAACCUCCGCUCUGUCUUCUCGCAGAAUGAGCAGGUUGCCGAGGGCCUCAAGAAGUUCACUCGGAGCCUGGCUGCCCCAGCGGCUGAGCGCAUUGGCUGGGAGUUCCAGGCCAACGAGGACUAUCUUAUCAUCCAGCUUCGUAAGCUUUUGAUCGCCAUGGCGGGUAACGCUGGCCACGAAAACAUCGUCGCCGAGGCCAAGCGCCGAUUCGAUCUCUGGGCAACCGGUCAAGAUAAGACCGCCAUCCACACCAACCUGCGCGCCGCGAUCUUCAGCCUGAACGUGUCUGAGGGUGGUCGCAAGGAGUACGAUGCCGUGAAGGAGGAGUACCUGCGGACGGACUCUGUGGACGGCAAGGAGAUCUGCCUGGCCUCCAUGGGCCGCACCAAGGACGCGGCCCUGGUCACGGACUACCUGGACUUUGUCUUCUCGGACAAGGUGGCCAUUCAGGACCUCCACAGCGGUGCGGUGGCUCUGGCCGCCAACUCCAAGGUGCGCCACCUGCUGUGGGAGUACAUCAAGACGAACUGGGCUUCGGUCUCUGCUCGCCUUUCCUCGAACAACGUUGUGUUCGAGCGGUUCAUUCGUAUGGGUCUGUCCAAGUUCGCUGACCACGCGAUUGGCGAUGACAUUUCCGAGUUCUUCAAGGGCAAGGACACGGCCGCGUAUGACCGUGCCCUCGUCAUUGUCCAGGACAAUAUCCGGACGAACGCAUCCUACAAGGAGCGAGAUGAGGCUCUGGUUCUGGAGUGGCUGAAGGCCCACGGAUACGCGUAA